GGUUAAUUUGGGCAAUUUUCCGUAACCCACCGCCAUUUAUUUAUCUAGUACUCUUCAGCUUAGCUACGAAUAUAUAAGGAUUCGUAGUUGCUGACUCCGGCGACAUAACCAUCACCAAAUCUUCUCCGAUCCCAUCCGCAUUCCUUCUGAUUCUGCUCCGCCGCGCCUUUUCGGCGAAGAAGACGGUCAAACACUCGAUAGCGAUCCACAUACUUUGAUCCACAGAUUGGAUUCGUUUGAAAGAAGUUGGGAGGAAUUCUUUGUGUAUCAGCGCAAGAUGGAUGGCCGAAGGAGUUAUGUCCCUCCUGCUUAUGUUCCACUAGGCCAGUCUGAUUCAGAAGCGGAGAUCAUUUCCAGAGAUGAGAGCCAGCCCACACCUGAUGAACUUAAGGAUGGGUUAUCACAAUGGUCAUCUGGAAUCUGUGCAUGCUGCGAUGAUAUGCAGAGCUGUUUUAUUGGCCUUUUUUGUCCAUGCUUUCUGUUUGGGAAGAAUGCGGAACUGUUGGGUUCUCGAACGAUGUUUGGGUCAUGUGCAACUCAUUUCAUUUUGUGGGCACUUAUGAAUACAGUCUGUUGCUUAUUAACUGAUGGAGUUUUGUGGAAUGUACCUGGAUGCUUUCUUGCAUGUUAUGCUUGUGGCUACCGCAAGGCCCUACGGUCGAAGUACAAUUUGCCAGAAGCACCUUGUGGAGACUUUGUGACCCACUUUUUCUGCCAUUUCUGUGCUAUCUGUCAAGAAUAUAGAGAGAUUCGGGAAAGAUCAGCUGGUGGAUCUGGUUCCCAUGAGUUGACUCUGGCUGUUGUUACCCCGCCAGUGACACAAACUAUGGAAUCUAACCCGGAAACAUAGGUGCUUCAUGGCUGAAGCUUCCGAGAAAUACCGGUAAUUUAUCAGAUUGCUAGCUUAGCACAGAGUUCCUCUUCUAUUCUCAUGGGAUUUUUCUGAGUUGCUAAUUUUACUCUUCUACUAAAAUGGGAUUCCCCCACCCCACCCCCCUCUUUCGUCUAGUUUAAUACUAGUGUUAGAAAAUCGGUUAUAGUAGUGGUUGAUAAUUUUUUGUUUUGUUUAUUUUUUAUUCUUUUUUUUUUACAUGGAAACAUGAGAUGUAAUGUUUGGUAAGUUGAUAUUUAAAUAUGUUGAUUUUACUGUUUAUUUGAUGCUGCAUAAGGAAAAAAAAAGAAGAAUCAUUAUGUUAGUUUUUUACCUUCAUAGUUUAUAAAUAUAGUUGAUGUUUUAUUAUGAAAGUGGUGGGUGUUUUUUUAGGACAUUACACACGCAUGUAGAAUUUGCCGCUUGUUGAUUGUAAAUCUGUUGCUUCUGCCAACAAAUAGAAUUAAAUUUUAUCAAUCUAUACUGUACAAAAGUACAAUUUUUAAAUAUUCAUGAGUGUUAGCUAAUGCUGGUUGCCCAACUUAUCGACCCAAAACCAAGAUUUGGAAUCCAAAUUUUUGGCUACACCACCUUGAGGUCACCUAACAUAGAAUUGUUUCAAGUUGAACACAUUUAACUUCGGAGUUCUUAUGAUUGAGCCACAAAAAGGUAUGGUGCACUAUGUUAGUAUAAGCUAGUAAUUAUCAAUUCUUUUAAGCUUUUUUCUUAACCAUACUUGCAUAUCUUCCUGAUUUAUCUCAUUUAUAUGUGGUCUCGAUUCAUGAAUGUAACUCUCAUUUACUAAUGUCGCAUGCCUGCAAGGUUUUACCUUGGUUCAUCUUCAAACCAUAUUGUCAUACCCCUCCUAGAUUACCCUUUUAAUCUGGAAAGAGGUGUGAAGAUGGUAGAUAUCAACCCUCUUAUGAUACCCACUGCCAAACCUACUCCUGAAACCUAUCUCCAUUGCUUCUUACUUAUGAGUCAAAUACAAGGUCUUAUAUAUAAGAAAGACCAUCUACCAAAAAGGAGAAAAAAUUAUAGAAUAUUACAAACAUAAAUGAUGAAUGUACACAUAAUAACAAACCAAUAUUACAAGAGAAAAGAAAGGGAAUCCAACACUCCCCCUCAAGCUGGUUUGUAGAUGUCAUCUAUGGCCAGCUUGUUGAGAAGUUUAUCAAAUUGUUUUUUCGAAAGGCCUUUUGUUAACAUAUCUGCUGUUUGUUCUGUCGUUGGAAGAAAAGAUAUGCAUAUUAUACCUGCAUCAACCUUAUCCUUUAUGAAAUGCUUGUCAAUUUCAAUGUGCUUUGUUCUAUCCUAUAGAAUUGACUAUGAGUUAUAGCGAUGACAGUCUUGUUAUCACAAUAAACUCAUAUAGUGCUCUUUUGAGACACUUUCAGCUCUUCAAGGAUCUUGUUGAUCCAUAUACUUCACAAAUUUCAUGGGCUAAGUCUCUAAAUUCUACUUCAGCACUACUUCUGGCUACUACAUUUUGUUUUUACUACGCCAUGUAACUAAAUUUCCUCCAACAAACGAACAAUAGCCAGAAAUAGAUCUUUUAUCAGUAGUGCUUCCAGCCUAAUCUGUAUAAGUAUAUACUUUAACUUGAAAAUGAUCAUGUUUCUGGAAUAAUACA
Molecule: messenger RNA, 2504 nt
Organism: Benincasa hispida (wax gourd)
Lineage: Eukaryota; Viridiplantae; Streptophyta; Magnoliopsida; Cucurbitales; Cucurbitaceae
Product: PLAC8 family protein
Source: RefSeq, a predicted model, not a curated record